AUGAAGGAUAUUGUGGAAAACGACAAAAUUGUUAUCACAGGAAUUUCCGGGAAGUUUCCUCAGUGUGCAAAUGUUGAAGAGUUUAAGGAAGCGCUUCUCAGUGGUGUAGAUUUAAUAAAAGAAAAUAGUCAAAGAUAUCCAGCGGGUGUUAUGGGCGUUCCAAAAAGAAGUGGUGUUCUUUUGGAUAUAGAUAAAUUUGAUGCAUCCUUCUUCGGUAUUCAUCCUAAGCAGACAGAUUUUACAGAUCCUCGACAUCGAAUACUUCUAGAAACAGUAUACGAAAGUAUUAUUGAUGCUGGUUAUAAUCCAGCAGAACUUAGAGGCUCUAAAACUGGAGUCUAUGUCGCAAUAGGUAGCUUCAAUUGCUAUGAAGAAUUUCAUAAAGAAAAAAGCACCAAUGGCUAUACUGUUAUCGGUGCUAACUUAUCUGUAGCUGCUAACCGAAUUUCAUACUGCUUUGACUUUAAAGGUCCAAGCUUUGCUAUGGACGCUGCAUGUUCAAGUAGUACUUAUGGUUUUGUCUGUGCGAUUAAGGAUAUGAUGUUAGGAGAAACUGAUAGUGCCAUAGUCUGUGGUACACACUUAUUUCAACAUCCCUUUGAAACAGCGGAGUUUAUGAGGCUAAAUAUGUUGUCACCUGAAGGUAAAUGCAAGGUUUUCUCAACUAACCGAGAUGGAUAUGUACGAGCAGAAACGGUAGUUAGUUACUUUUUACAAAGAGAGAGUAAAAGUAGGCGAAUAUAUGCCACUGUCCUUGCAGCUAAGUCCGCUACGGAUGGUUUUAAAGAAGAAGGAAUUACUUAUCCCUCUAUCGAGGAACAAUUUAUCUUAAUGAGAAACUUAUACGAUUCUAUCAACGUAGAUCCAGAUGCAAUUCAGUAUGUCGAAGCACACGGAACAGGUACUCCCGUUGGUGACAUAAUUGAAUGCGAAUCUCUUAGAAAACAUUUCUGUCAAAAAAGAAACGAACCCUUACUUAUUGGAUCCGUCAAAUCAAACAUGGGUCACUCCGAAGUUGCUUCAGGAUUGUGUUCUUUAACAAAAGCAGUUUUUGCUAUGGAGGAAGGCAUAAUACCAGCAAAUAUCCAUACUGAAUUCUUAGAUAGUACCCUGCCUGGAGUAAAGGAAAACCAGUUGAAGGUUGUUACAAAAAAUACUAAAUUCAACGGUGGAAUUAUCGGAGUAAAUUGUUUUGGAUUUGGAGGAGCAAAUACGCACAUUGUUAUUGAUUCUAACAAAAAAGAAAAGUCUGCUAUCGUAUAUAAAAGACCCAAAAAUCGUUUAGUUCAGGUCUCUGGAAGAACAGAAGAAGCAGUAUUACAUUUUUUAAAUGGUGUGGAGAAGAACCAGGACGACCAAGAAUUUUUAGCCAUGGUAGAUGAAAUUCAUAAACUUAAUGUAAAGGGACAUAAUUACAGAGGUUAUACGGUAUUAGGAGAACAUCAGAUUAAAGAAAUUGGAAAAUAUAAUAAACAGCGACCAAUCUGGUUCGUAUACACCGGCAUGGGAAGUCAGUGGAAUAAAAUGGGUAGAGAUUUAUUAAAUAUUCCUAUAUUUAAAAGCACUAUAAAUCGUUGCGCCAAAGCUUUAGAGCCUUAUGGUGUCGAUUUACUUAAUGUUAUCACAAGUGAAGAUCCCAAAGUAUUCGAUAAUUUUACCAAUCUCUUUUCUGGUAUAGGAAGCAUAGAAAUUGCUUUAACAGAUUUAUUGCAUUCAUUAAAUAUUUAUCCGGAUGGAAUAUGUGGACAUUCUUUAGGUGAAGUUGGUUGCAGUUAUGCUGACGGCCAGAUUUCUGUCGAACAGGCAGCUUUAUUAGGUUACGCAAGAGGAUACGCUGCAUCCAAUAGUUCUAUAAUCCCAGGUCAAAUGGCAGCUAUUGGAUUAAGUAAAGAAAAAGUCUCCAAGAUGCUUCCAGAGGGUAUUUUUAUUGCUUGUCAAAAUGCUAAAGAAAGUGUAACUAUAUCAGGGCCCCUGGAAAAAACUAAAGCUUUUGUUGAACAAUUGUCAGCGCAAGGAAUAUUUGCAAAAUUGGUAAAUUCAGGAGGAAUUCCGUAUCAUACGAAAUACGUGAAAGAAGCUGGAGAGUUAUUAUUAGACUUUUGUAAACUAGUUUUACCUGAUCCUAAACCACGAAGUGAGAAGUGGAUAUCAAGUUCUGUCCCUGAGUCCAAAAAGCACGAAAAAUGGGCACAAUUAAAUUGCGCUGAAUACCAUCACAAUAACUUUUGUAACACAGUGUUGUUCGAUCAAGUUUUUAGUCAUAUACCUGAAAAUGCAAUUGUUAUAGAAGUUUCUCCGCAUGGUUUAUUGCAAGCAAUAUUAAAACGAGAAAUGGGACCAGAAGCUACUCAAAUAUCUAUUACCAAUAGGUCGAGUGACGAUAAUGAAAAAUUUUUCCUGUCAGCCAUAGGGAAAUUCUAUCUUGCUGGUGGACAACCAAAUCUGAGAAAAUUAUAUAACGAAGUUAGCUUUCCCGUCAGUCGUGGAACAAAAAUGCUGUCAUCUCUCGUAAAGUGGGACCAUAGUGUAUCAUGGUUCAGUAAAAGAUAUGAACACAAAAGCUCUUGUGGUAUAUCAGUAAAUGUUAGCCUAUCAGAUGAAGAAUAUGCUUAUAUUGAGGGCCAUCAAAUAGAUGGAAGAAUUUUAAUGCCUGCAACUGGAUAUAUUGAUUUAAUCUGGAACAUCGUUGCGGACUUUAACUUGAAAAAUAAAGAGGAAUUACCGAUUGUAAUGGAAAAUAUUAAAUUUAAACGAGCAACCAUUGUAACACAUGGAGAAGGAGUAACAUUCACUAUAACUAUAAUGAAACAAUCAGGAUAUUUUGAAAUUUUCGAAAGUGGAGCUGUGGUUUGUACAGGAUAUGUACGAAUUCCCAAAGACGUAUCAUCAGAAUUUAAAGAAAAUGACGUUUCAAAAGUAUCCAAUAGUAAAGAAAUCACUUUACAAGAACAUGAGAUAUAUCAAGAGUGUCAGCUAAGAAGAUACAUGUAUAAGAACUAUUUUAGAGGAUUAAGUGAAUGUGAUUUAAAUGGUCGCAACGGCAAACUUCAGUGGAAAGGAAAGUUUGCCAGCUUUUUUGAUACGAUGCUGCACAUAACUAUAAUUGGAAUAUAUUCGAGAGAAUCCCUUCUUCCAACUAGUAUUCGACAGAUAACUGUAGAUCCCAUAAAACAUUUGCAAAUGGUCGAGAAGAAUAAGAAAGAGCUACUCAUAACUUUUAACCCUUGUCAAAGUCUAAUAAAAUCCGGAGGCAUAGAAAUUAUUGGAACAGAAUAUUCCAAAGCACCACGUCGUCAACACACGCAAGAACCCCCGUAUUGUGAAAGUUACAGUCUAGUUAAUUACAGCAGAACUGAUAGAAACGAGUAUGACUUAGAAACUGCCAUGUCAAUAGCGAUGCAAAUAAUCUUGCAGAAUAACACAGGCACGGUAAAGCAGAUAAAGAUUUGUGAAAUUAUAACAACUCAAGGUAAUGCAGAAAUAGAUCCUUGUAUUAAAAAUAUUAUGGCUAAACAAGUACUAAGUAGAAUCGAGUACUUCAGUAGUCGCUUAGAAAAUUUAAAAAACAAAUUUCAAGCCAUUAUUGUCAAUGAAAAAGAAGUAAAGCUCGAAGAUUUAAAUAAAGUUGUACAUAAUCUGACAGAAAAUGGUUUUAUUAUAUUUAAGGGUACCUACAAAAAUGCUAAGCAAUCAUCCUUGGAAGUAAUUUUUGAGUCAAUUUUUGGUAAUGACAAAAUGUAUCUUUUAAAGCCAACCUCUGCAUUAUCAAAAAAUUACGCUGUAUUAAAUAUAAGCAACACAAACUUGGAUUGGUUGGAAAAUCUAAAGAAUUUAGGUAAAACUGACGAAGAAAAAACAGUAUACUUAGUCAGUGAAAACGAAGAUUUUAGCGGAAUAAUAGGCUUAACCAAAUGUUUAUUAACUGAAACUACUAAAUUAAGAUUCCGUGCGUUUUUAAUUGAUCAACAUGCGAGUAAGUUUGCCGUAGACGAUCCUUUCUAUAAAAAUCAACUUAAAAAAGAUCUUACCUUUAAUGUUUUACAAAACAACAACUGGGCUACUUAUGUACAUUUACCUUUAAAAGAUUUAAAUAAGCAAAAUGUUGGAAAUGCUACUGUGAGUAUAAACACCCUCGGUGAUUUGUCAACAUUAGAAUGGACUGAGAUGCACUUCGAGGGCAGGAGGAUAAGUGAAGAAUCUGAAUUAGUUUAUGUAUAUUACUCAGCCCUCAACUUUAAAGAUGUGAUGAUUGCUCUUGGUAAGAUUCCCAUAGAUUGUAAUGAUAUUGUUCCCACCAAAAGUUCUGGCAUAGGAUUGGAAUUUUCUGGAGUAACGGCUAGUGGUAAACGAAUAAUGGGUUUUGUUAAUGGUGACGGGUUAGCAUUGCAAGUUCAAUGUGAUCCAUACUUUACUUGGGAAAUACCUAACGAAUGGACCUUACGUGACGCGUGUACUAUCCCUUGUGUUUAUGCAACAUGUUACUAUGGUUUAAUUAUAAGAGCGCAAAUGCAGCCUGGGGAAUCUAUCCUAAUACAUGCUGGAACGGGAGGAAUUGGAUUAGCCGCUAUAAAUAUUGCAUUGUCCAUGGGUUGUGAAGUAUACACUACCGUCAGUACGAAAGAAAAGAAGGAAUUUUUGAAAAGUAUUUUCCCGUCAAUUAAAGAUAAAAAUAUAGGGAAUUCACGGGAUGCGUCUUUUGAAACAAUGAUCAAUAACAACACAAAUGGAAGAGGUGUCGAUUUAGUACUAAAUUCGUUGGCAGACACUUUGUUUCAAGCAUCAGUAAGAUGUGUAGCUCCAGGAGGAAGAUUUAUAGAAAUUGGCAAGGUCGAUUUAAUGAAUUCCUCGCCAAUACCGACUAGUAUGUUUCUUAAAAUACAUGUUUCCACGGAGUUCAUCUUGACAAAUUAUUUAGUUUUGAUAGUAGAUCACAACGUCAAGUACAACAACUCGUAGCAAAAGGUAUCGCUGAUGGCGUUGUAAAACCUUUACCAAGUAUGUUGUUUGAGGAGAAUGAAGUAGAGUCGGCAUUUAGAUUUCUAGCGUCUGGUAAACACAAAGGAAAAGUAUUAAUUGAAAUUCGUAAAGAGGAACUCUAUUCUGCAAGUACACCUAUAAGAUCAAUACUCGCAACUCCAAAAGUAUGUCUCGACCCUCAGCAAUCCUAUAUUGUAAUAGGAGGUUUAGGUGGAUUAGGAUUGGAGUUGACUGAAUGGUUAAUUCAAAAAGGAGCCACUAGGAUUGUGUUGAAUUCCAGAAGAGAUAUACUGAACGGAUUACAAGCUUAUCAUUUUAGGAAGUGGUCAAAUUAUAAGAAUAUUAUAGUAAUCGUAAAUACUAGUGAUACUAGUACUGAAAAAGGAGCUGAGAAUCUCAUUACAUUUGCCCAACAGUUAGGUCCAGUUGGAGGUAUUUUCCACUCUGCCUUAGUAUUGAGAGACCAAUUUUUCUUGGACCAAACUAAAGAAACCUUCCAAGAAGUAUUUAAGCCUAAAAUCUUAUCGGCUCAAAAUAUUGACAAAUGCAGCAGAAAACUUUGCCCGGAUUUAAACUACUUUGUAGUAUUUUCGUCUAUUGCUACCGGAAGAGGAAAUAUUGGACAAAUUAACUACGGAAUGGCUAAUUCAGCUAUGGAAAUGUUAUGUGAGAAACGUAGAAGAGAAGAGCUACCCGCUGUGGCUAUUCAAUGGGGACCCAUAGGCGAGGUCGGGAUUCUACAAAAAAUGGGAAUUGAAGACAGGGUAUUCCAUGACAUCUUACCUCAAAAUUUAGAUUCUUGCUUAAAUACCUUGGAAAGGUUUAUGGUAGACAAGUACGUUAUAGGAUCUAGCGUGGUGAUCAGUGAGAGAGAUGACCAAAUAGGCAAACAGAAGACCAAAACACCAGUAGAAGCAGUAGCUCACAUUUUAGGAAUAAAAAAUCUUGACACAAUCGAUAAGUCUAUGACUUUGUCACAACUUGGUCUGGAUUCUCUAAUGGUAACAGAAAUUAAACAAACUCUAUAUCGAAACUUUAAUAUAGAUAUAAGUCCCGAAGAAAUUCGAGAACUCACAUUAAAUGCCCUCGAUUCUUCAGAUUCUAGUAAAACAGAAGAUAUUUCUUUUGGUGUACAAGUUGAAGCAAAUACAUACCUUGUAGCCGAUGAUCCUUUAGUCAAAUUACGUGAUUACAAAAGUUCGAAUACAAAUAUUUUUGUAAUUCAUCCAAUCGAAGGCCAUGUUAAUAUGUUAAAACCACUUGGAAGUAACUUAAAUGCCACAGUAUAUGGUCUUCAGUGUACAAGUGAGACUGCGAUGAGUACUAUGAACGAUUUUGGGAAGUACUUUAUCAAAAAAAUUAAAGAAAUUCAACCUAAAGGACCUUACAAUUUAUGUGGAUACUCAUAUGGAUGUGCUCUAGGGACAGAAAUUGGAAUACAGCUAGAGAGUGCCGGUGACCAAGUUGACAUAGUAUAUAUUGAUGGUUCACCAUCAGUGGUCCAUGAAAUUCUCAAAGCUACGCAUAUGUCGAAAGGAAAUUCGAUUGAGAAUUCUAGGGAAGCUAUUUUGGAGAAUUUUUGUAUGACAUUUCCUCAAAUAGAACAAAAAGAGAUAAUAACAUGCUUAAGUAAUGAGAAGGGUUUGGAAAAAAAACUGCAGAGUUCGAGUGAAUUAAUUUCAAAAGUAACAGAAAUAGAUCAAUUAAAAAUUUUAAUAUCAGCAAAGUGUUUGAUUCAACGAAUAGAAGCAGGAUUCUUCUAUAAACCAUCCAAGAAAUUAUCAGGAAGAAUUCUGUUAAUAAGAAGAAUUGAGAAUCCAUUUAGUACGGAAGAUUAUGAUUUAAACAAAGUAUGUAAUCAGGCACCGCAGAUAGAAAAAAUUGAUGGAGAUCACAAAACUAUACUUUUGGGAAAUAACAUACAAAAAGUGUCAGAUAUAAUAAACAAUUUUUUUAAACUAUAA
This is a messenger RNA of Diabrotica balteata, 6941 nucleotides long. NCBI's taxonomy places the organism in Eukaryota, Metazoa, Arthropoda, Insecta, Coleoptera, Chrysomelidae. The record is from the annotation of a GenBank genome assembly.